Caenorhabditis elegans is the source of this 821-nucleotide messenger RNA. RefSeq names its product Enhancer of polycomb homolog 1-like (gene Y37E11B.2). The record is from RefSeq and is marked reviewed. NCBI's taxonomy places the organism in Eukaryota, Metazoa, Nematoda, Chromadorea, Rhabditida, Rhabditidae.
CCGAAUCACAAAUUGCCUUAAUUGGAAACUUCGGAGAUAUGCAAUGCAUAGUAGCAGAACAUGUAUAGAUUUUAUAAGAUUAAAAGGACAACAUAGUGUUAUAAUGGCUGCCCAAUUCUGGAGUAGUGACAGUUAGACAGAUUGUCGAUCUCGACUCCGUCAUUGACCCAAAUUGCCUCAAUGUGUGCCUGCUUCUCCUCAUCCGUGAAAUCGUCUCGUGGCCAUCCGGAUGUUGGAAUGGAGACUCUUCUUCCACCCGAUCGAGUCCUGAACCUGCAACCAAGAUCAAUGCCUUCGCUGAAACCUUACCCCAUGCAAUCUCAACAGGAACGAUUCCAAUCUGUACUUGACCACGAUGAUAUGGACAAAGUUAUGAUGGAAUCCCCAAGUCUUUUAAAACAUAUCGACCCAUUGGAAUAUCACAAAAUAUAAUAAAUCGCAUUUAAUGCAUAAUAGUUAUAUUGAAGUAUGAUGCGGUAUUGAAGCACAUCUAACACAUGCACUAUAAACAUUCGAACUUAUUAUUUAAAGCCGCAUUGCCAAAAAAAAGUAUUCUUUAACUAGUCGUGUAAUUGUAAAAACAGUCUUUGUUAUCUAAUCUCCAUGUCACCCAAAUUAGUCAAUAAUUGUUAAUUAGUCAAAUUAUAUAAUUUAUAAAAAGCCAUAUAAACUAAUGCCAUUUAAAAAAAAAGAAAGUUUAAAGACACACAGAAUAUUAGACUCCACAUAUCAUUUCAAGAUUCUUUUACUGCAUUUAUUGUCAUAUCUCGAUACCAUGUCUCACCCAAAUUAUUUUGUUUUUUAAUAAACUUUUUAUAAUU